Molecule: messenger RNA, 1173 nt
Organism: Entrophospora sp. SA101
Lineage: Eukaryota; Fungi; Glomeromycota; Glomeromycetes; Entrophosporales; Entrophosporaceae
Source: the annotation of a GenBank genome assembly
AUGUGUUUCAGAUAUGCAGGAACAUAUUGUAAAAAUGUCACAAAAAAGGUUGGAGAUUAUUAUAGUGCAUUUGUAGCUUUGAGAGAUGGUAGCAAUGUAAUCACUGAUCCUCAUGAUACAUUUGAAACUUUAUUGACCAGUAUAGAAGAAUUUAUGGAUUUCAAAGAUGAUGUUAUUGGAUGUUACUUAAAACUUGGGAAUAGAUGGAGUGAAGUGUCCUUAAAUGAUUCCACAUUCAUGGCAUUCGCACCAGAAAUAAAACAUGUCAAAUAUAUAUUAACAACAAGUUCCUUUUUUAUUAUAAACGUGUUAUUGACCAUUCAUUUUUUCUUAAAAUUAUUUGAUAGACUAUCAUCUGAUUUAUUACAAGUUCUUGAAUCAACACAAAAUUAUGAUGUUCUAAUAAAAGUGGGUGGUGGUGACAAUCUUUAUGCUGAAGAUUUCAAUGGAAAUAAUGGCAAUGAUUUAUUAGAAGAGGAGUUCAUGUUGGAAAAAACAUUAAAUAAAUGUAUUCCUCUAAUAAGGUAUUUUCAUAUUUCAGGAGAUGACUAUUUCAAAAAAGUUUUUCCAUUUAAACGUAUCCUGCCAAAAUCAUUGAAAAAAGAUAUUUAUGGCUAUUUUUUAUCAGCAAAUUAUCGACCAAAGUCGAUAAUUCUACCACCAAGAAUUUCACCAAUCGAUUCUACCAUAGUAACAAAUAAACAUGCUUCAAUGAUUGAAUUUUGGAUGCAAAAUCUUAUUAAUAGUAAUAUUACUAUUGGUACCACCAUCAUUAAUAACAGUAAUCCAAUCAAUCCAAUUACUAAUCAUGGUACACAUUCAAAACGUCUAGAUUAUGAUUGGAAUUUACUGUUUAGAGCAUCAAGAGAUGGAUUUACAUCAGGUGAUUUUCAUUCAAAAUGUGAUAACAAAGGAAGUAGCAUUGUAUUGAUAAAAAUGAGAGGUCAUCCUCAAAUAAUUGGCGGGUAUAAUCCAGUUGGGUGGUACACAUCAAGAUGUGGAUACCAUCCAACAGAAGACAGUUUUAUAUUUUCAAUGAAUUUUGACGAGAACAAUAAUUUUGAUAAAUGUUGUAAAUUAAACAGAGUGAAAAAUUCUAAUUUUGCAAUCUAUCAUGAUCCAUCCAGAGGUCCAACAUUUGGAUAUCCAGAUUUAAGUAUUAGUGAUCGGUAA